AGGUUUCUGGUGGUGACAUACCAAGCUAUCUACGCCAUGAACUGGAAGAGUCCAAUCUGUCCUUGAGUGAAGCGAGAUCCCUUCUUGCUGCUUCUAAGCGUCAGGAGCUGGAACUGAGAGACAGAAUUGAUAAACUUCAGCGUAUACUUGAUAAUAAGGCUGUUGAGAAUGCAAGAUAUUUGCAGGUUAGUUAUUAGCAUGUUUCUUAAUUGGCCUGUUACAUAAAGGACAUGUUGUUAACAAAAUUAACAAUUUUAAUUCAUGUACUAAGAAUAAAAAUGAUUAAAAAAAUGGCAUUUAAAAUUUUGUCAACUUAUUCGUUUUUCAAGUUACUUACCGCAAAGUAGUUUUUUUGUUUGUUAUGAUAAUGACUAAGUCAAACAUGGAUAGAUACAGCCAGAACUUUAGCCCUACCAUUGGCUCAUUUUAUGCCAUCAGAAUUACCAAGAUGCCAUUGCUGAAUUGAAAACUCUGAAAUCUCAACAUGACACAUUACAAAGACAAUACAAGGUAUAUUAUUUUCUUACAUUGUUUAGUAACUUUCCUUUAAGGCCAAUGGUUGAAAGGGAAAUAAUUACUAUCAAAGGAUAAGAAUUCACCUUUGACAAGUUGUAAGUUUCCCUUGGAACAAUAUAAUUUUGCUAUUUAACAUUUUAUAAUUAAUUUAGCAUAUUUUACAUCAAUGCAUACACUAUUGUUAUAAGGAAAUAAAAUAUCCGGUUUUAAUUUUGACACACUAGGUGUUGGAAGACAAACAUGGCGGCUUGCAAAGAGAGAGAGGUUCCAAUAGCACAGAGACAGUGCGUCUUAUGGAGCAGAUAGGCAGCAAACAACAGCAGUAUGAGAUGGAGCACAAGGUUUGUUGUUAAUUCUACCUGAAGUGUGUAUUAGAAGCUUUCAAGUUUGGUGGAUUCAAGUAAAGUUUGAACAAAUGAUGUGUCUGCAUCACUGUCACAUUGACAUUAAGGGGCUCUUUGAAAAAUUAUGUAGAUCAUAUUUAAAAUAAAAAUCAAAUUAUUAAGGAAUUAAAUUAUGCAGAUGGCCCUUUGUGUCAAUGCAUACUUAUAUUUGAGAAAAUGUGUUCACAUAUUUAAUAUUAUUAUAGAGUUUUGGAAAAAUUUGCUCACAUUUUUCAUAACACCCCUUUCAACACAUGCAUUAUUUAAAAAAAAAAUGUCUUGUAUUAUUCCACAGAAAGUUGAACAACUGACCAAAGUUUGUACAGAACUAGAAGAUCAAAUUAAAGACAUGGAGGAAAUAAUUGAAGAAUCAAAAAAAAGAGAAGCAGAGUGGGAAAUGAUAAAGUAAAGAUUUUCUGCUGAAUGACAAAUAAUAAAAUGUGUUUACUUAGAGAUAUUUUAUUUAUCGUUUUGUUCCCUUUUUAUUUUUAUAAUUACACUUUGAGGUGGCUAAAGACGUGAGUACAGCCAAAUUUUUCUUGAUCUUUUUAAGGCAAUAUUCAGUGGAUAGAAUAAGCCAGGUGUGGAACAAGAUGUUUUUGAAAUGACAAAUAUUAUAUUUAAACUUUUUUAUUUCCUUCUGGUGUUUUAGAAUUAUUAGAAACUAAUUUUGCUGUACUUACAUGCUAUCUAUGUUACAGGAAAACCUACGAGAGAGCUGUUGAUGAGAGAGAGGACGAGUUGGAGGGAGCAACUCAACAAAUACAAGCAAUAACCAUGGCCAGGUAAGAGCUUUGGAUAUUUUAAUUUAUUGGCUAUUUUGAAUGAUGUCCUGAGCUAGUAUGUAAAGCCAUGUUCACCAACUGCCCCCGGUUUCUCUCAUUCAUUACCAAAUGUGUGUCGCUACAAGUAAUAAAUGACAUACAAUCUUUUUUUGUUUUGUUGUUUAGAUCAGCAGCAUCUGAGAAAAUGAGUUCCAUGAAGCAACAGGUUGAAUCUAUAAAGGCUCUACACAUGGCCGAUGUGGAAAAAUUAAACCAUAGUCUACGGGAGGAAAGAGCUAAAGUUGUCAAAUUAUCACAAAAGGUGCUUAACAGAAAUGUCUUGUUUUUGCUGCUGCUGUACAUAUCAAAAGUUGUAUAAUUUAAAAAAAAAUAUUUUUAAUAUUAGAGAGAUGAAAUCCAUUUAUAUAAUUAAGUGAGUUAUAAAAGUGACUUUGUAAUUUUUUCUCUAUUUUAUGUUAGCUUGCUGAGGUGGAGGAUAAAGAGAAAUCAACUGUACAAGUAUUUGAUAGUCAGAUGAGAGAGAUGGAUAAAUCCAACCAAGAGAAGAUGAAGUUGAAAGAAGAGGUUAGCUGUAUAUCAUUGGGAGGAAUUAAAGUAUUCAUUCUCACUAUCUGAUUUGGUAGAAAUACAAUUUAAGAAUAUUUAUGUGAUCAUCAUCAGAUUUGCAAGAAUUUUGAAGCAAAAUCUUGUUGUAUUGUAACAUUUUAAACAUGGAUUAAUUGCAGAAUUGCCAACCCUUCCAAUUUUGUCGGAAUUAUACAGAUUUUUUACCACCCAUUCCGACCUUCUGACAAACCCCUUGAAGUUCUGAUUUUCCGAACAUUAUAAUUUUCACCCGUCAUAAAACUCAGAAAAAGCAAAAAAAAAUCAAAAAAAAAAAAAAAAAUCGGGUACCACAGGAAGUGGUGCAUUUUGAAGAUGCCACUUACUUUAUUUUUAUGAAGUGUCUACAUGUGCGGCGAUUGGACGAAUACGUUCUCGAUAUAUUUUUCUGGCUGUUAUAUAUUUGACCUAGUCACAUGACCUCAGUAACAAAGUUGCGUAAGAUAUUUGUCCGUCAGCCUUGUCACAUAACCGCUAAUACUAAUAGUAGUAAAGUCGAUCAGAGUUUUCAUUUCAACAAAUUCAAGAUAGUUCGGACAUUUACAUGAGAAGAAAAAUGUUCAAUUCUACAAAAGAAAUACUAGAACCAUUGCUGGUAUAUUUAAUGAAUAAAUGUUUAAAAAGUGGCAAUGUUAAAUAUAGCGUGACAUAUCCACCGGAUGAAUAUCUCCCGCACUAUUCAUCAGGUCGCCGGACGUAUAGACACUGUCUUGUUUUUGUCGAAGCGAACCGCGAUCUCCAAAUAAUUUUUUAAUCAAUUGAUCCGAUCGGGAUUCAUCCUUUUAAUAGGCUAACAAUUAAUUCAGUUGCAUUGUUACUUUUUUUGUUGUUAAAGCUUAUCUUAAUUAAAUGGAUAAAUCUAUUGAAAGUUGUGGGUACAGUGAUGUUAAUAAACAUAUUUUACAUCUCCCCCCCAAAUAACAACAUACGAAUGCAGCUAAAAGUAAAAGCUAUGAAUCUACGACAUACAUGUCUAAUUUCUUUGUUAAGGAAUUGGACGUGUCAGUAAUCAGAUCGGAAGUUUUAUUUACCACCUUUCUUAUUGAAGGGAAUAUUUCUCUAGCCAACUUGGAUCAUUUAAAUGCCAGAGUCAAAGAAAUGUUUCCAGACUAGCAGAUUGUUGGAAGAUUGGGAAGAAAAAUUACAAUGAAACAAGGGCAAGCAUGAAAUGAAAUGUGAUACUCCUAACUUGUUUGUACAAGUUGUAACUAAAAUCAAUUGCAUUGCUAACCUUCAGUUGUCUAAAGAGCUGUUGGACAAGUGCAAAAAGGCCACUAGGGAUGUGCUGGAAAACUGAACUCUUGGCAGCCUGUGUACAUUUGUAAAUAAAAUGGAAAUUCUGUUCUGUAUAUAAACAUUUCUAGUAAUGUUUUUCUCAUGCUCUAUGGUAUUCUGUGGAUUCUUUAAAGACAGUGGAGGGAACUUCAAAUUUCUUUAUUUACUAAAAAAGGCUUGUGAGUUAGUAUAUAGAUCUUAAACCAACCCCCACCCCCCACGGGGUGCCACCCCCUUGAGGCAGCGGUCCCACUUCCCCCCUGCGGGCACCCCCUUACAGAUUUUUUUCUUGGCAGGUCUGUAAUUGGAAAAAAAGUGUGGAAUGAAAUUUAUAUGUUAUUACUUGUGAGAAUAUAAAUUAUUGGUUGGAAGAAAUUUCUGAUGUUGAAUAAUUUGUUCAAUAUUGUAUCGUCAUUGCCUUACUUCUGGUUAUUUUUAAGGAGUUGCCUUACUCUAAAAGAACCGGCUUAUUUCUUAUAUUGUAUGAUUUUUCAGCUGGCCCAAGUACUGAGUGACAAUUGCUCUUUGCGGAAAGAAAACUUAAAGUUAAAGCGACAUCUUGAUGAGGCCAUGGACAAGUUUGAAAUGAUCAUUGGAGAAAAAGUCAACCUUGAGAACUUUACUGAAGCACUGCAGGUUAGAAUGUUCAAUAUUUUUACUUUAACACUCAUAAUUAUUUCUUCUAAUAAUAACAGGUAAUAUUUAUUCUCACUGGCUAAAGAGGAAUACACUUUUCUAAUGCUUUAACUUAAUCCCAUCUAUAAUAUAUUAACUGUUGUUUUGUGUCUCUCAUAUUAUUUUCUUACAACAAUACCAUUUUAAACAAAAAUACUUUUCCUCUCCCACUUAUCUCUUAUUUCACCAAUUGUGGUCAGAAAAAUCUAACAAUCUCCUAUUACAGAAAAUUUAUUUUAUAGUGUUUAUCAUGGCAUUAGUUUAUAGCCAUUUCAAUUGUUAAUUUUGGAAUAUUAUAAUUAUAUUUACAAAGAUAAGAUAAAAUAUUUCCUUCUUACCCUGAAUAUGUAUCUUUUCACAUACUAUGGAAAUUAUUUUAAAAUAAUUUAAUAAGAAAUACUUGAAAUAUAGUAACAAUAUAAUUAACAUAGAGCUAUUGGAUAAUUUUAAUUUGAGUUGAAACAUUGAUGCAUAUUUACAUAAUUUUUUUAAUUUUUUCUUAUAUUUAAUUUAAUACUUAAUGAUAAGCUUCUUUACACUAACAAAAAGUAUUCAUAUUUUAGGCAUCAUACAGUUCAACUAAAGAUAAAAAUAGUUCUUCUCUAAUCAUUUGAAAUAGAAAAAACAAUUCUAUUCAAAAAUCUUUUCAUAAUUUUCUGCUUUGCUUUAUCUGUCUUUAAUUAAGGCAGAAAGAUGUUUAAUUGCUGUUGAAUAACACUAUAGUCCAUUUGAUAAUUAAGAAAAUGACAACAACAUCCUCUGAUGUUAUGGUUAAAAUAUAUAUUUAAUUGUUCACUAGUUUUAUACACUCGGUGAUUGUCUCUGACAAGAGAAAAUGAACCUCUGUUACAACCAAGGCAAAACCCCUUUAAACCAACAUUCCUUGAGACUGCUGAUAAAUUACUGCUUAAUCUUGCUUUCAGUUAUGUUCAGUAAAUGUUCUUUAUGAGCACUCCCUUCUCAACAUAAUAAAAUAAAACACUUUUGACUUUUAAGGAAAUAGAAAUUUUAAAAAUUAAAUUACGCUCUUUAAAAAAAUAUCAAAUUCCAUAGGGGAGCAUUUUCUAUAUUGUACCAACAUGCUCCUUUUUUUAUUUUUACUUUAAAAUUACUAGAUUAAAACAAAAAUAAUUUUUGGCUUUAUAAAUAUCCACACAUUUCUUGAUGCAUUAAUAAUAAACAUUUAGAAAAUAAAUUUACAUUAAAAACACUGUAAUUUAAAGCAUUUUGGGACCCGUUCCAAAGUGCAGAAGAUCUGUAAGAAAUAUUUUUUUAAAUUGAAAUAACUUUGUUAUAAAAAAACAUGCCUCAGCUCUAAAUUAAGGAACGACUGCAUUGAAAUAAUGAGAGAUUUUUUAAAAGGGCUUCUAACUAGACUAUAUACCAACUAUCAGGGUCUCCACUUCCUGAACAAAUACAAGUUUGAGAGCACUAUUGGUCAACAGAUGAAACUUAUUGACUACCUUCAGGAUCUUUACAUGGAACACACAGGAAAGAAGAAAAAGGUAGUGGAUGGGAUAGAAAUUUUAUUUUUUCUUCCCUAUGUUCUUUUGCAAACAUUAGAUUAAGCUAAAAAGGUAGCGAAGUUUUAUUUUUGCUAGCAAAAAUGGAUAAGAUAUAUGUUUUAAAAAAAUUAAAUGUAAUGGACUAUGAAAUAAACUGAAGAAAAAAAAUGGCUUUACCUAUGAUCAAUAGAAGUAAGAAUUAAGGAAAUUUUACAAAAAUGUUAGUGUACACCUUUAUGCUUUCUUAUAACUUCCUUUAAAUAUGAAUAAGAGUUAGCAAAGAUUUGAAGUUUAAAAAAAAAAAAAUUUUUGGUUACAAUUAAAUGAAAAUUUCAAAAGAGAUCUAUAAAAUUUUAAAAGAGACAUAAUUUUUCAUUUUCAAAGCCAACAAAUUCAGCACAACUAAAUAAAAUUUUGCAGUUAUUCAAUAAUUAAAAUGUAGUGAUGAUGCUGAGAAUUUUUUUGUUAUGGCUUCAAAUGUGAACAAAUUUCAUUCAGUGUUGAGUAGUGAUGGUUUUAGCUUUUAUGUUCUCUUUACCAAAAAUUUCACUUGUCUUAUUGGUUGUAUUAUUUAUUGUUAGAAAUUUUCGAAAUGAUUUUAUUGUUUUAGAAUUUAUCAUUAAUUAGUUUUGAAACGUUACAUUUAUUGCACCUUUUCUAGACUUUAAGGAAUAAAAGGUUCCUAUUGCCAUAUUUGAAAUCUGUCCGUAGUCAUUUGAAUUUACUCAUUUGUGUCAUAGGCUAUUGUGAGCUUUGGUGGCAGUUAUACAGUAAAUGAGAAUAAUUCUAGUACAUACAAAAGUUGACCAUAAAUCACACACUUAAUGACUUUGCUUUUUUAUCUUUACAUUUUAUGACAAAAACAAAUCGAUACUAUGCUAAAUUAGAUAUUUUUUGCUUUACUGUUAACAUAACGAUGAGCUUAUAUUUUUUUUUUACCCCAUGUCAAUUAAUUUUUUAAUUCUUUUUUUUUUAAUUCAAUGCUUUUCCCUGCUCUACCCUUAUUUUGACACCAUGAAACAAAAAUCAAUGUAGAAGGUUUGUUUAUUGAUGAAAUUAUUAAUUUUUUGUUUGAUGUGAAUUGACUUAUCACCAAAAAUAUGCUUGUCUGUAUAUAAAAUAUUUUACAUUUGAAUGUUUUCACCCAUGUAUUUUCCAUGAAGCUCACAAUCUUAUUAAUAAAAAGUGUCAGCAUCUGCCUGCUGUAUGCUUGAGGUCAUUGCUGUGCUGAAUUUUGAUGCUAUAUAAAUGUGAACAAAGUUUGCAAAAUGCUUCAGACCCCAGACUGACAUACUCAUCUGUUAUUACAAAUAUAAGGCACUUUUUUUUUUUUUAAAGUUCACUUACUUUACCUAAAUGUUGUUCAGGUAGUAAACUAAUCCCUAAUCAAUCUGCUCAGUGUCUUGCAAUUAAUUGUGCCUUACAUGUGAUCUAACAACAUUCCUCCUUGACCACUUAUAUCUUACUCUACAGAGCUUGAGAAAACCAUUGAGAAUGUGCAUGAAAUAGACAUAGCUAGUACAAUUAGCACUUAUAUAAUAUAUGAUUUGAAGGCAACUGUCUUGUGAAAGUUGUUAUAGGUAUCAGAUGUUUAGAAUGCAAAUAUAAGUAUGCACUUACAAAUAUCCCAGUAUUAAGUAUGCAAUUUUAUAUUUUAAGAAAACAUGACAUGCAAAAAGUAUAACAGUAUUGUUUAGCUCUCAGUGUCUCUCAUUUCUUUUUUUAUAUGUGCUUGCUUUCUUCUCAAGGAAUUAUCAAUAAUUAAAUCAGUAUCUUAGAAUUUGAUGUUUGCCAUUUAAAAAUUUACAGAAGAAAAAAAACAACUGCUUUUUAUUCAUGAUAAUAAAUAAAGGAAAGAUAAAUGAAUUAUAUAAUUGUAAUUAUAUAUAAUAAUAAAAAAUGCCACUUUUAAUUUUAACAAAAAUUCUUUUAUCCAAAUGAUUAAACUUGUUAAAAUUAUUAUACUGAGCUUUUUUGUAAAAUAAAAACUUAGAUAUAUUUUUAUAAAGGUGUUAUUUUAUCUAUCUAUGAUUAUUUAUUGCAGAGCAAAUUCUUUGGACCCAAAAGUGGUAGCAAAGAAGCCCUCAAUAAAGCUGCUACUCUCCCCUUAUCUUGGACCGAUUUACAGACAGCCUUAGAGCAGGAGCGCAGCAAAACUAACAUCUUACAGGAACAGGUAGAUAGACUCAGAGAGGACAAUUUUCAACAAGCAAAUGAAUGUAAGCAUUAUAUGUAGCAACAUUUGAAUUGUUGCAUGAAAUGCUAUCUAACUUUAAUUGAAAUACUUAUUAAAAAUUAAGCACUGUUUAUUAUAAAGGUAGUUAGGUGUUACAGUCAGUACGACAGUAUAGCACACCCUGUCCUAGUGGCAAAGUGAUAGAGUCAGUAAGACAGAGGAAAGCACACCCUGUCCUAUGUCACAUUCCCCCUUCUCCUUCUAAAGCCCAUGGGAUACACAAGGUUUCUAACCAAAAACAUAAGUAGCAUGCUAAAGUUAGAUGUACAAAACUAUCUUUAUUGCAAGAGAACCAAAAAAUGUUGUUUCUGAGGCAAAAUGGUGAAAAUUAUUUUAAUUUUUAAACAGCCUUUUGCACAAAAAUGUAUGAAUCUUUAAAAUGUCAACACUAAGGUAAAUGUUAAAUAAAUAAACCUAACUUUAUCUACCAAUCAGCUGGAUGGUUUACUAAAAUAAAGAGAGGUAACGUUUUCUGUUUGCAGACCCCUUCAAUUUGAUCUAAUUUUUUUAUAACUUGGUCAUGUUUUUUGUGUUGUUUUGUUGUUAAAUUAUUUCCUCCAAUUUCUGGGGGUUUAAGGCAAAUGUUUGUGUGUUCAGUUAUCUACUCUAUAUAAUUUUUGUUUAAAAAGCAAAAAAAAUAAUAAUUAUCCAAAUUAAAAUUAAAUAGUUACUCUGAUUUAGCCAUCAAUCUGACCAUUUAAACUUGACAAUGACUUCUUAGUCCUAAAUUCAUUCAUUAUUGAUAUUAGUUUGUUUUUUUAUAUUAACCUUAGUAUGUAACAACUUUUGUCCAUUGAAACCAGUGCUGAAACUGAAACAACCUGGCAAAAUUCAAGCCAAUGUUACAGUAAAAUUAACCAAUUCAGCCAUGAAUGCACUGACACACUCACCGGCAAGUCAGCAAGCAGAACUGGCCUCAGCCUACUCCUCCACGUCCCUGGCCUCAACUGGAUCAUCUUCCUCGUCUGGUUCCUCCACACAGUCAAGGUCAUCCAGAAGUCCUCACUCCUCUCAAAGAAGAGCUUUCACCCCUGACCCCAGGGGUUCAAGAGUUGGUGAAAGUUUGCCAACUCCACAGAGAAUGCAUCACAAUAUCCCGCACAGGUAGUUUAAAAUGCGAAUCUUUAUUAAAAAAAAGUUUUUGAUAAUUCUGUUGACAUCUGUUGACAACAAUAAAGUUUUUGUUGUGUCGGCCUUUUUCUUAUUUCCUUUUACACCUAUUUGCUAAACUAACACUUGACAUAUUUAUUUAUUUCUUAAAUCACUCAGCAGGGAAUUGAAAGAAAAACCCUAACAAUAUUGUCAUUUUCGGCAUUGGUUAAAUAUAUAUUGUUUUAAUUAUACCAAAUGUUUGUAAAAAAAGAAUGUUUAAAUCAUGAGCUAACAGUAUUGCUUAACUUUUGUUGAGGUUAGGACCUGUUGAAAUUUUUUCUCUCUUUCUUUACAGGUUUGCCACUGGCCUUAAUACUAGAGCUGCUAAAUGUGGACUGUGCCUGGGGACAGUUCAUUUUGUUCGUCAAGC
Lymnaea stagnalis (great pond snail) is the source of this 9500-nucleotide messenger RNA. The record is from the annotation of a GenBank genome assembly. Lineage: Eukaryota; Metazoa; Mollusca; Gastropoda; Lymnaeidae.